Messenger RNA from Anolis carolinensis (green anole), 1378 nucleotides. RefSeq names its product olfactory receptor 5V1. The record is from RefSeq and is a predicted model, not a curated record. Gene Ontology annotation, molecular function: odorant binding; olfactory receptor activity; G protein-coupled receptor activity. Bases 132 to 1070 code for a protein of 312 amino acids. The transcript has a single exon. Lineage: Eukaryota; Metazoa; Chordata; Lepidosauria; Squamata; Anolidae. Gene Ontology annotation, cellular component: membrane. Gene Ontology annotation, biological process: G protein-coupled receptor signaling pathway.
CAAAUCAUAGAAUCAUAGAAUCAUAGAAUAGUAGAGUUGGAAAAUGAUCGCAAGGACUUAAAGAAGCCUAAUUUUGACCUAUUUUUGUGUUUUUCCUUCUUUAAACCUCUUCCCCAUUUCAGAUAUGAGACAUGGAGCUGGUCCAAAAUCAAACGGUGACUUUUGUCUUCCUGGGUUUCUCCAGCUUCCCUGAGCCCCACCUAUUGUUCUUUCUCAUAUUUCUCAUGAUAUAUCUCACUGCUUUGCUUGGCAAUGGGCUUAUCUUGGCCACAGCAUCCCUGAACUCUGGGCUACACUCACCCAUGUACUACUUCAUCCGACACCUGUCUUUCCUGGACAUCUGCUACACUUCAGUCACGCUGCUCCACAUGCUAAAGUAUCUAGUGACUGAGAUAAAGACAAUAUCUAUUCAGGGCUGUCUAGUCCAACUUUACUUCCUAGUGGCCUUUCUGGGCAUUGAGUGUCUCCUUUUGGCUGUAAUGGCAUAUGACCGCUAUGUUGCUAUCUGCCACCCUCUUACAUACGUUCUCUUCAUGAACAGAAAGCUGUGCACAGGUUUGGUGGCAACCUCCUGGGUCUGUGGCUUCCUCAAUGCCAUGCUACACACUGCCAUGACUGCUCAGGUGCCUUUCUGUGCUUCUCAUGAAAUUGAAAAUGUAUUCUGUGAUGUUCCACAGCUUCUCAAACUGUCUUGCCAGGACACGUUCUUGAACCAAAUCACAUUGUUUGUAGUCACCUUGCUGCUUGGCGUUAGUCCUUUUCUAUGCAUCAUGGCUUUCUACAGCCACAUUGUGAGGGCAAUUCUGAGGAUCCGCACCACCCAGGGCCGCCACAAAGCAUUCUCCACUUGUUCCUCACAUCUCAUAGUGGUCACCAUCUUCUACAGCACCUGCAUGUUCAAUUACAACCGACCCAGCUCUUGCCAUUCGGUAAAGAUAGACACCUUGGCAUCUGUGCUCUACAAUGUUGUGACCCCAGCACUAAACCCAAUCAUCUUUUCCCUGCGGAAUAAAGAAAUGAAAGAAGGUCUGAAGCAUAUACUCAAACUUCAAAUGCCAUUCUUCCUCUAAUGCCAGCUUAGUAAUCAAAUCCCAUGUGUUACCUGCCAAUUUUAAUAUAUUCUGUACUGUUCAAUUUGUUAUUAAAUGAACAUAAAUGUACUUGGUGGUUGUUGCUGUGGAGGUCAGGUUCACUCCCUUUGCUUAAUGUCCUUCAUCAGUUGCAUGCCACAACACUCAAAUCCAUGGCCUCAAAAAUAAGCAAUCGAAAACUGUCAGUUUCUCUCAUCUUCUGCUAUGUAUCAUGGCUCAAUGCUAUAGAAUCAUGAAAGUUAUAGGUUUGUAAGAUCUUUAGCUUUCUCUGCCAAAGAGUGCUGAUG